AGUCUAGUCCCGGCUUCAGGUCGCGUCGGGUACCACCACAUUUCAGUUUAAACGCGAGUGUCGUUCUGUACGGACGGUUAUUUAACGUUCACUCGUGAUAUUUUAUGUCAUAACAAUUCUUGUGAAUAUUUACAUUUAAUAUCUAAAGUAAAAUAAUUAUAAGAGUGAUUGUUUAUUUAUCAUUAAUUGAUUGAGUGAUGAAAAAUUAAUUGAGUCGAUAUAUUAAGUUGUGAUAUAUGUAUUUUGUUUUUUAAACAGACAUAUAGAUCGUGUCAAUAGAAAAAAAAAAAAUCAAACUAAACGUUUAAUAGUGAGUGCUAAUAAAACACAGUGAAAAUAAAUUUUUUGGAGUAUUUCAAAACUUGGAUAAAAUACUUUUUUAUUUUUUUGUUAUUCAAACAAAAAUAAAUAAUAUUAUACUCAUUCACUGUCACGACAGUCGAUAAGUGACGUGCGAAUAUUCACUUGCCCCCCAGGGAAUUUUUUUUCAAAGCCAGUAUUUGCUGUGUGUAUUUAAAUAUUUAUUUAUUUUAUUUUUAAAUUUAUUUUAUACAGUUUUUAUAUCUACACUGUUCUUUUUGAUUUCACGGGAAUUUUUAUUUAUCUCUGUUUCAAUUUAUACUUGAAAAGGUGAAACUUGUGAAAUAUUAUUUUUUUUUUUUUAUAUAUAAAAAUUUGGAGUUGUUGAAAAGAUUUGAUUUUUGGAGUAAAAAUUUUUCUUUUGACAAAAGACGAGAGAGAAAAAAAGAGUAGAGGAUAUUUUGUAUUGAACAAAUGUCAAAUUGAAUUUUGUGGUUUAUACAUGUAAAAAGAAAAAAAAUAUUUUUAAGACGUGAAAAACAAAGUGUUUGUGACAGUGUUGAAUAACUUGAUUUUAAGUUAUUUUUUAUUUUACUCUUGGUUUAAAUAUCAUUGUGGAUUAUUGGAGUUUUAAGGGGUAAUUUUAUUUAAUAAAUAUUUACCCUCAAGUAGAAAAAUAAAAAUUGUGUCAACUUGGUAUAUAGAGACGUUAAAACUUGGAUCCGUUAAUAUUAGCGACACUUGAAAGCAGUUUAACUAAGUGAUGCCAAAUUUAUAAGAAAAAUAAAGGAAUUUUUAAAAACAAUAUAAAAAUGAAGAACACUACAGUAUUGUGUCAAUUAUUGGCACUUUUACUUUUUGUAAAUGUUGUAACAUCUCGUGAGUGGAAGAACAGUGCUGCAUUGGAUAACAAUUUUUUGGUAUUAUGGACACCAAAUGAAAAAGACAUUGUAUUUGAAGUACAAGUCAAAACACAAGGCUAUGUUGGUCUUGGUUUUACAAGUGAUGAGAGACAUACUGCAGACAUGGUCAUUGGUUGGGUUGACAAUAAUGGUCAAGUGCAUCUUCAGGAUCGGCAUGUAAAGGAUUCAAAUCGUGAUCCACAAAUGGAUUCAAGUCAAGACUACCACCUGCUGUUGGGUUACGAAAAUAAAACUCACACAGUAUUACGAUUCUACCGUCAAUAUGACACGUGCGAUCCACGGGACCUUAAAAUUACGAAUGAUACAUUACAAAUUGUUUGGCAAUAUCACGUUGAAGAGCCAGUAUCAGCAGCUGGUCUAUUGCCACCUCAUGGAGCUGUUCGUGGAUCACGUCCAUUGUAUCUUGUUCAACGAGAUUCACCACCAAAACGACAACCAACAAUUCAUGGGAUUCAAUCAUCACUUCACACUUGGGAUGUACUAAAUCAACAGGUCAAACUACCAAUGGAACAAGACACAUUACUCUGGUGUCGUGUCGUUCAGAUGCCAAACAUUAAUCGCAAGCAUCACGUCAUCAAGUAUGAGCCAAUAAUUCAACCAGGCAACCAACAAUAUCUUCAUCAUAUGACAUUGUACGAGUGUCGUGGUAAAGAAUUGGACCUUGAAGAAGCAUCAAAAAUGAGUGGUAGUGUUUGUUAUCAACCGGACGCUCCGUCACUUCAAUGUACAUCAAUUGCUGCAACCUGGAGUCUUGGAUCCGAGGGUUUUAAUUAUCCACUAGAAGCUGGAUAUGCACUUGAUCCGGAAUUAGGACCACGUUAUUAUAUGCUUGAAACUCACUAUACAAAUCCUUUGUUAGACAACUUUAUAACAGACAGUUCUGGUUUGAGACUUGUAUAUACAAAUCAACUACGUACACAUGAUGCUGGAAUACUGAGUGUUGGUAUUGAUCCAAAUUGGCGUCACAUUAUACCACCUGGACAAAGAGAAGUUGUAUCAGAGGGACAUUGUGUUACAAAUUGUACUAGUCAAACUAUACCAGAUACUGGUGUAAAUAUGUUUGCUGUUAUAAUGCACACACAUCAAUUGGGAAGAAAAGUAAGACUACGUCAAAUACGUGCCAGUGAAGAAUUACCACCAAUUGCAUCUGACUCAAAUUAUGAUCCAAAUUAUCAAGAAUACAGAAGAUUACAAAAACCAGUUAAAGUUUAUCCAGGUGAUCACUUGAUUGCUGAAUGUACAUAUUCAUCUGAAACACGUCAAACAAUGACACUUGGAGGAUUAACAACCAGAGAAGAAACAUGCUUAGUAUCAGUACUUUACUAUCCACGUAUUGAAAUGUCACUUUGUUACUCAUUGCCAUCAUUACCAACCGUUCUUCAAAGUUUAGGAAUUCAAAAGCUUAAGCAAGGUGCAGCACCAGUUGUUAUUGAAGCACCAGCUGAACUUGCUGGUAUGACAUUAGAAGAACGUUUAAUGCGUUAUAAUUGGGAUAAAAGUUUUCAAAGUUUUCAAGAUGCAACUCAUCGUGGUACAUUUAAACCACUUUGUUGGAAUCGUAAAGGUGAUAUUUUACCAAAUACAGAUGUACAAGAAGCACAUUAUCCAAGAAUAUUACGACCAUAUAAAGAAAGUACACGUCCAUGUGCUAAAAAAACACCGAGAAAUAAAUUAUCAAGAUUAUUUGGUGAAGAUGGUGAUCUUGCAACACCAAAUGAUACUGAUGAUAGUGAUGAAGCUAAUGCUGUUGAACGUGGACAAUUAGUACGUAGUAAAGUAUCGCGAAGUAGUGAAGGACCAGUCAUUGGUAUUAAUAGUCAUACAAAUAAUAAUAAAGCAACAAUUAUGCUUAUUAUUACUUGUUUUAUUAUUGUUGCAUUUAGAUGAACAAUAAAUUUAUAUUAGUUAUUAUUAUAUAGAUUAUAUGACAUUAUAUUAUUCAAACAAAUCAUAUUGCAAAUUUUUUUUUUUCUUUUAAAAAAAACAUGCGCUGUCUUUUUGCAUCUCAAUCUUAUUUAAUUUUUUUUUUUUUUUUAAUCCAAUCAUGUAAAGAAUUACUUUGGUAUUCUUCUGAGCUUUUUAUUUAUUUAUUUUUUUUGUUUUUUUGGUAAGAGAAAAUGAGAAACAGAGAUAAAAAAGAAAAAUUUAUAUAGAAAGGUGAAAGAGCAGAAGAAGCGCAACAUUUUUGGCUGUUUAUGCAACGUCAGGGAUUUUGUUGGGGCCAAGUACGAAUCUCGCGAUGUUACAAAUGGGAUAGUUUUUUUUUUUUUUUAUACUCUUUGUUUUAAAAUUUCUUUUUUUUUACUUUUAUUCUCACAAAAGUGCAAUUCACAUCAUCGUUUCACAUGUUCGUUUUGCAAAACUCACACGCAAGUAUUCGCCUAGCACGUUAUAUCGCGCUGACUCGGCACACUCUUUGCUUGUGAAUUAAAUUCGUAUCGAGGCCCCUACAUUUACUCCCUGAACAGAUUUUGUAUAUUUUGUUAAUUAGAUUAUUAUCAAAAACUUUUUGCAUAUUUUUGCUUGCAUCGUGCAAGCGUAGGUUGAUUUAUUUUUAUGAAAAUUAAAUAAAAAUAAAUAAAUAAUUUAUACUUUGUAGUUGACGAUCGUUUAUAUUAAGUCAAUUUAUUUAAAUAACUCAAAUUUAAUUAUAUUAAUUAUACGAUAAACUUGAGUAUUAUUAUUAUCAUUUUAUUUUUAUUUUUUAUUUAUAAAUAUUUAACUUGACCUACGCUUGUACUCGACGACGAAGAAAGAUUAAAAAAAAAAAAUUUUGUAGCAUUUUGUACAGUUUUAUUAUGUAUAAAAAUUAUUUUCGUUAAUUUUUAAGUAGCAUUUAUGAUAUAAGUGAUUAUUUAUUUUAUAAUUUAAGAAUAUAUUAUAUAUAUUUGUCGAAAAGAAAAGAAAAGAUAUUAUUAAUUUGAACGUUGAUCAUUCUUUGUUUUUUUUUUUUAUUUUUUUUUUUAUUUAUAGUAUCCUUAAAAAUUUUAUACCAGCUUGUGAAUAUAAUAAUUGAAAAUAUUUAUUAUAUAUUAAUAUUGUUGUUAAAAAAAAAAAAAAAAAUAACAUGUAACUUUCAAUCAUUUAUGUGUACGAAGCUUGAAUGAAGCUUGCGUGGUAUUUUCUCGUGAUGACUUUUUGCUAAUUUUUUUUCCAAUCAAUUUCUCUUUAGUACAUGACGAAAAAGAAAAAAAAAACAAUUUUAAAAUUUAUCUGCAUUUUUUCAUGUCUUGCGUUAGUAGUAAUGAGCUUUUAAUGAUUUAGUCAUUCAAGUAUAUUUUGUUCAUGUUCAAGUUUUUUUAUUUCUCUAGCCUCUCCUCCACUUUUUUCGAUAUUAGUGCGAGUGGCAAAAAAAAAAAAAAGAUAAAAAUUUAAAUUUACCAUUAAAUUCAUAUGCCCCACGACUAUGACGAAUGUUUCAUCUAAAGAAUAAGAAUUUCUUUUUUUUUUUUUGUAGUCGAUAAAUCAUUAUAUACAGUAGACGCAUAUUUUACAAUUUAAUACGACUAUUUGUUAAUGUCAUAGGGAUCUGUGUGUCGUAGUAUCCUAGGCAUGCCAAAAAAAAAAAAAAAAAAGGCAGUAUAAAAAUCAAUAAAAAUGUUUAAAAAAAUUUAUAAAAUAAUUAAAAUUUAACUUGAAAAAAAAAUAAUUAUAUUAAGCAAUAAUAUACAUUCAACAAUUGAAAAAGAGAUUUAAAAAAAAAUAAUAAUUUGCGACUGUUAUAUUGCCAUGACAAAGCAAUACUGCCAAUUUGACAUCAACAAUAUUUAAUUGUAUCAAUCAUCGAGUUUGAAUUUUUAAAUUGGACUACAAUCCAAAAUAAAUCAAUGAAAAUUAAAUCAAAGCUGACAGUAUUGCAGGUGUAAUAUAAUUACAAAUUCAUUAUAUUAUCAGUCGAAUGGAUUUACAAUCCUCAAGGGUACAUUGAACAAAAUAAUCGAGGAGAGGAAAAAACACAAAUCAUUUAUUGGAAAUAAUAGACUUUUUAGUUCAUUCUUUUUUUUUGUUAUUAAAUUAUUUUUUAUCAAAUAUUGACCAACGCAAAAAUGACAUAACUAUCACAGUGAGAUUUAAAAUUAUUUCUGUCAUAAAAAAUAAAGUUAUCUCCAGCUGUAAAUUUUUUUUUUUUUGUUGAAAAAAAAUUAAUCAUUUAAGGUAUUAUAAAUAAAAACAGAAAAAUUAUCGAUGCAGUAGCAGAAAGAAUCCCAACUGAAGUCGCUUUUAAAUAUUGUAAACGAUGGGGAUUGGGUAGAAGUGACUGCCAGUGAUAUGACCAGAACAAUCAGAUAAAAAAGUAAAUACAACAAAAAAAUAAAAAGGAAAAAUAUGGCACGCAUUAUUAAACUCGCACGAUUAAAAAGAAUGAAAAAAUAAUAUUUAGAUAAAGUUUAAAAAAUGAUAUCACGAAUUGACCAUCUUGCAUUAUAUGUAUGGUAGAAUUUUCUAACAUGAGUGUAUCACAAUUUAAUCACGAUACCAAUAAUCAAUAUUUGAAAAAAAAAAAAAAACUAAUCAUAAGAAAAUAAAUUAAAAAUAAGUUUUUAAAAAAAAAAUAAUACAUUAAUUGAUUCACCAUUGAUUGGUGGCUAAAAAAUUUUUUUUUUCUUUUUUUUUUUACAUUAAAACCAAAACUUUAAAAAUUCAUCAAAUAAAAUUGGUAUUGUGGCAAAUGCAAAAUAAUUUAAAUAAUAAAUUUAAAAUAAAUUUAAACAAAAAAAGAAAAAACCGUCUGUAUGUAUUGUAUGUAGAAAAAUAAGAAGAAUUGGAUGAUGGUAAUGACAAACGUUACAGCUUUAACGUUAUGAUUGUAUGUUGGUGUGAGUGUAAAUAGAAGAGAAUAAAAAUAACUAAAAAAAUUGUAUAUAGUCUUAGAUUUACGUAGAUUGUCACAAAUUGGCAGGAGUUAUUAUUAUUAUUAAAUAUUAAUCAAGCAAGAAAAAAAAAAAAA
Molecule: messenger RNA, 6171 nt
Organism: Aphidius gifuensis
Lineage: Eukaryota; Metazoa; Arthropoda; Insecta; Hymenoptera; Braconidae
Gene: olf413
Product: MOXD1 homolog 2
Exons: 9
Coding region: 1113-3110 (665 amino acids)
Biological process (GO): norepinephrine biosynthetic process; dopamine catabolic process; octopamine biosynthetic process
Cellular component (GO): secretory granule membrane
Molecular function (GO): copper ion binding; dopamine beta-monooxygenase activity
Source: RefSeq, a predicted model, not a curated record